UUGCCUCAUGCAAGAGAACUCAAGUCUACAGUCAAUCCCUUUGCUCUAGUGAGUGACUCAACAACUCUGUACAAUAAACCAGUCAGAUAAAGUUGCUCUUUAUUGAGAGUUUGGAGAGGAUCUGCUCAGUCUUGGCCAACAAUGGAGGCAAUAACUGCUGUUCUGGGCUUGGAAUGGAUCGACAGCAGGAGCAUUUUGAUAUUUCUGUUUGUCUUUCUGUUGCUGAGUGAUUAUUUAGUCAACAGACGACCAAAAAACUUUCCUCCUGGGCCCCAUUCUCUUCCUUUCAUUGGAGAUCUUCAUCGCAUCAACCCUUCCAGGCUUCACCUGCAGCUCACAGAGUUUGCAGAAAAAUAUGGAAAUGUUUUCAGCCUUCAUCUCUUUGGUGAGAGAGCAGUGAUCCUGAAUGGACACAAGCAGGUGAAAGAGGCCUUGAUCCAAAAAGGAGACGACUUUGUGGAUCGUCCCACCAUCCCACUGUUUGAGCAGUUUUAUUCAAACAAAGGCAUUGUGGUGUCAAAUGGUUAUCCAUGGAAGCAACAGAGGAGAUUUGCUCUUCAUACACUAAGAAACUUUGGUUUAGGCAAAAAGACAAUGGAGAAAUAUAUCCAGGAGGAGUGCCACUAUCUCUCAGAAGCUUUUGCAGAGCUCAAGGGUAAGCCCUUCAAUGCCCAAGCACUGAUAAACAACGCAGUGUCCAAUAUAAUUUGUUGUCUGGUUUUUGGGGAACGAUAUGAGUAUUCUGACAAGGAGUACCAGCAGAUUCUGAAGGACAUUAAUGACGUCAUGAUCCUGCAGGGAGGUUUUUCAGCUCAGCUCUUCAACUCGUUUCCUUGGCUGAUGAAGAAACUUCCUGGACCUCAUCAGGAAAUAUUAUCUCUGCUGUCGAAGUUGAUUGACUAUGCAAAAGUUAAGAUUGCAGAGCACAAAGAAAAUCUUGACCCCUCCUCUCCAAAAGACUACAUCGACUCGUUUCUCAUUGAGAUGGGACAGAAUGAAGGCCAAGACUCUAGCUUUGAUAUUAGCAAUUUGUGCAUGUGCACCCUGGACCUUUUUAUUGCUGGAACUGAAACUACCACCACUACUUUACACUGGGGGCUGCUCUACAUGAUCUACUAUCCUGAUAUUCAGGAGAAGGUCCAGGCUGAGAUCGACGCUGUGAUUGGUUCAUCCAGACAACCGUCUAUGGCUGAUAAAGAAAACAUGCCCUACACUGAAGCAGUCAUCCAUGAGAUCCAGAGAAUGGGAAACAUCCUCCCUCUCGGUGUCCUCCGUAUGGCAAGCAAGGACACCACUCUUGACAAAUACACAAUCCCUAAGGGUACAAUGAUAAUCCCUACUCUGAAUUCUGUCCUCCAUGAUGAGUCCAUGUGGGAGACUCCACACUCUUUCAAUCCUAAACACUUCCUGGACAAGGAUGGGAAGUUUAGAAAGAGAGAGGCCUUCAGUCCUUUUGGUGGAGGUAAACGUGUGUGUCUCGGGGAACAGCUGGCCAGGAUGGAGUUGUUUCUGUUUUUCGCCUCCCUCCUUCAGAGGUUUUCGUUUUCGGCGCCUGCAGGAGAACAACCCAGUCUAGAGAACAGGAUGGGAGCCACUCGCUGUCCCAAUCCUUACCGCCUCUGUGCUGUCCCACGAUAAACCUUCUAGCAUCCCUAACUGAUACCUCCACUCAUUGUUUGACUGUUUUAGGCUUUUGGUUGAAUAUGUUUUUAGUACAAUCUUUGGUUACUAAAGUAAAAGAAUAAACCAGAAAUUCUUUAAUAAAAAUUUUCUGACUGCA
Molecule: messenger RNA, 1780 nt
Organism: Oryzias melastigma (Indian medaka)
Lineage: Eukaryota; Metazoa; Chordata; Actinopteri; Beloniformes; Adrianichthyidae
Product: cytochrome P450 2J2
Exons: 9
Coding region: 142-1638 (498 amino acids)
Biological process (GO): xenobiotic metabolic process
Cellular component (GO): cytoplasm; intracellular membrane-bounded organelle
Molecular function (GO): heme binding; oxidoreductase activity, acting on paired donors, with incorporation or reduction of molecular oxygen, reduced flavin or flavoprotein as one donor, and incorporation of one atom of oxygen; iron ion binding
Source: RefSeq, a predicted model, not a curated record